This is a messenger RNA of Rosa rugosa (rugosa rose), 512 nucleotides long. Its product is annotated as histone H4. The record is from RefSeq and is a predicted model, not a curated record. The coding region runs from base 77 to 388 and encodes 103 amino acids. Gene Ontology annotation, cellular component: nucleosome. Gene Ontology annotation, molecular function: protein heterodimerization activity; structural constituent of chromatin; DNA binding. The transcript has a single exon. Gene Ontology annotation, biological process: nucleosome assembly. NCBI's taxonomy places the organism in Eukaryota, Viridiplantae, Streptophyta, Magnoliopsida, Rosales, Rosaceae.
CUUCCCCAUCAAAUAACUCCAAAUUCUUAUCUUCCAUCAAAAUCAAAUUCUCUCUUGUCAAAUUUUUCUGGUGAAAAUGUCAGGCCGUGGUAAGGGAGGCAAGGGAUUGGGCAAAGGAGGAGCCAAGCGUCACAGGAAGGUUCUUCGGGAUAACAUCCAGGGCAUCACCAAGCCUGCCAUUCGCCGUUUGGCUCGCAGAGGCGGCGUCAAGCGUAUCUCCGGUCUCAUCUACGAAGAGACCAGAGGUGUCCUCAAGAUCUUUCUCGAGAACGUCAUCCGUGACGCCGUCACUUACACUGAGCACGCGAGGAGGAAGACCGUCACCGCCAUGGAUGUCGUCUAUGCUCUCAAGAGGCAAGGAAGGACUCUUUACGGAUUUGGGGGUUAAAUCAGUGUUGGGUUGGUUCCAGGAUUUGGGUUUAGAUCUGGGUGUAAUGAAUACUCUGUGGUUGAGUUUUCUGUUCAUGUAAUUUGCACCUUUAUAAGUAAUGGAAGUUUAAUUUCUCAGUAAA